Molecule: messenger RNA, 2954 nt
Organism: Manis pentadactyla (Chinese pangolin)
Lineage: Eukaryota; Metazoa; Chordata; Mammalia; Pholidota; Manidae
Gene: PROCA1
Product: protein interacting with cyclin A1
Exons: 4
Coding region: 511-1662 (383 amino acids)
Biological process (GO): arachidonate secretion; phospholipid metabolic process
Molecular function (GO): A2-type glycerophospholipase activity
Source: RefSeq, a predicted model, not a curated record
UCUGGAGAGGAACUAGGGAUGGGUCUGAGGGCUGGGCCUGAGCGGCCGAGCUAAGGUUUUAGAGAGAAAGGGGAGGUACUAAGGUUUAAAGGUGUCCUGCUGGGACAAAGAGGAACCAAGAAGGAACUGGGAAACCUCGGAUGAAGAGCGCGGCUGAAGUUUAGACUUGGGCUGAGAAGACAACGUAGCCUAGAGAGGGAGAGGGGCUGGGGGUGAAGGGUUUGGGCAAGCAUGAGGCGGAGUUAAGGCCUGAGCUAGGGCAGAGCGGAGACUGGAUUUGCGGUUGGCUCGGCCAAGUUGAGGUUCAGGGUUGGACUUUUGCAACAAAUAGGCUUGUAGAGACCAACGGGCUUAGGACGAUGUGGGUCAGGACGACAAUGAGGAUUCAAAGGUGGACUAAGGAAAAGACUGAAGACAACGCCAACACAAGGGAGGAAAACAGCAGCGAUGUAAACAGGUUACCCAGCUGGGAGAGAGGCCAUCUGCUGACUGGUGUGGCAUGUAGCACUGAUGCAUCGACCUUCUCUGAAGGUGACUCCACUGAUGCUGACAGGUGCUGCUGGAAACAUAAGCAGUGCAGCAGGCACAUCUUUCACCCCUUCACUUCAGACUGUGGCCACCACGAUGUGCACCUGCACUCUAUCAGCCACUGCGACUGUGACUCUAGGUAAGGGCCCAUCUCCUUGGGAGACUCCAAGCCCAGAGCCCAGCCCCGUUUUUGUAAACCUGACUCUGCCCCAAGGGCAAUGGGGUGGAGGUUUUUUGGCAGCCUGGGCUGGGCCCAGUGGAAGCCCGCUGUCCUUCAGGCUCCUCGGUUCUGGGCCCCUGGGGAGUCUUGGAGGCGUGGGAGCCAGGCUGAGUCCCCUGUGUGGCAGGCUGAAGGACUGCUCAGAGAAGACAAAUAGCAGCAGCUCCCAAGACGUGGGCUCACCCUGUUUCAGCAUCAUCCAAUCCCCUUGCUUUGGGCUCGUCCCAGAGGAAGAAUGUGUGGAGCGGUUCUGGUACAGCUGGUGCAAAGGCUACAGGCCCAUCUCUGUGGCAGUGAUCCACCACCCGCUCCACCAUGACUAUGGGGCAGAUGACCUGAAUGAGGAGGAGGAAGAGGAGGAAGCAGCAAGCCAGCCUCCCAUUCCAGCCCAGGUGGUGCCCAUCACCGCACCCACCAUCACAUGCAUGAGCACUGUCUCAGUUCCCUCUGACUCAGCAGCUCCCAUCACUAUCUGGCGCUCUGAGAGCCCCACAGGGAAAUCCCAGGGCAGCAGGGUGAUCAAGAAGGUAAAGAAGAAAAAGGAAAAAGAGAAAGACAAGGAGAUGGAUGAGAAGGUAAAGCUAAAGAAAAAAGUCAAGAAGGGCAAGGUGACUAAGAAGAAAAGCCCAAUUAAAUCAGGACCUUCGCCUCCAGACUUGAGUCAAUCGACAAGCCCAAGAGAGUCAGCUGGGAUGUCAGAGUCCAGCCCAGACAGUAGGAGAGACCUGGACAGUGAGAACAGUUACAGUGAUCCCAGGUGGGAGGAGCCCUCCAGCGAGGAUGUUGUAGAGUCUUUGUUACCCAGGAAGAAAAAGAACACAGUCCAGGCCAAGAAGCCUGGGGUGAAGGCCUUGCCAGUCAAGAAAGUCAUCAAGAGGAAAUCUCCCCCAACAUCAAACCCCAAUCUCAGUUGAGGCCAAGGCGACCAGGGUGAAGAAUAAAAGGGAUCAAGCCUAUAGCUGACCUCCUGCUGCUGUUCUGUCUCCCUUCAACCUGGCUGUUUCUAGGGGGAUGGGGUGGGCUCUGGGCACAGCUGGAGCCAGGGGGCUAGGGGGCUGCAGGGGUUUCUGAAGGGCAAUCCAUCUUUCAAGAGGAAGUCCAAGGGAAGGUAGUGGGAGAGUAGUGAGGAGCACAGCCUGUUUCUUAGAUCAUCCUAGGCCCAGGGCAGAAUAGCACAUUGGGGUCAGGUGGGAAGGAGGCAUCCUGUUCACUGGGAGACUGGUUUGUGUGAAUUCCACUAGGGGACAGGCAGUACUGUCUGCAGUGAUGCCCUAAUAAAUCGAACUUUUCAACCCACUCUACCACUGUGCCUGGCCUUUGCCUCCUUUAAGGGGCCCUAGGGAAAGUGCUGGUGGCACCAAAGGUGUGUCUUCCCAGCUGGUGUGGCUCUGCUCCUGCUAGGCCCUUCUAGACCUUUUGUGCUAAAGGGAAUAGAACUGACUUCCCGACAGGUCAGCCCCUUCCUCCAACUUUUGCAAACAAAUGACCAAAGAGAUCUUGAAGAAAAGGAAGGUGGGGAGCUCCCCAAGCUUGGGCCUUUAUUGACUUCUCUGCUAAGCCUCAAGCAGGGGAAAGGGACGGGGACAGCCUCACUCUCCCAGCACCAACUUGCAAAGAUGUGAGACCAAGCCCGAGUGAAAAACACGGGGAGAUCAGGAGUCCAGAGCAUGAAGAGGCAGUGAGGCUCAGCAAAGGCACCAGGGCCAGGGAGCUGGCUGGUCUCAAGCCUGGAAGCAGGGGGCUGGCCUCCCCUGCAACGUCCCAGCUCCCUUUCCCAGUCCAGUGCUUGUGUGUAGAAGCCUGUAAGCAUGGGGCCCGUCCUAGGGCAGGUCUAUUUGAGUUGCAUAGAUAGACCAUCACAGACCAAGGCACAGCCAGCAAAAAGUGGGGAGAAAGGUGCAGGCAUUCAAGUUGAGAAACCCAAAUUUCCUCGUGGCCUUUCUCCGAUAUACCAGAGAAGACUAGUAGGCAUGGGAUGGCUGGCUGUAUGAGUGUUAACAGGAGCUAAUAUUUACUGAGGCCUUAAGGGGGCCUGAGCACUGGGCUAAGCACGGAACACUCUGUCCCUCACAGCUGUCCUGAGGAGGUAGGCAUCACUAUCUCCAUUUCCCAGUUAAGAAAGCUGGCUUAGCGACAAUAGGAUCUUGCUCAAAGUCACAGGGCUGAGUAGUGGGGCAGGCACUGACCCUCAGCAGCCCGAUGCAGA